Molecule: messenger RNA, 909 nt
Organism: Capronia coronata CBS 617.96
Lineage: Eukaryota; Fungi; Ascomycota; Eurotiomycetes; Chaetothyriales; Herpotrichiellaceae
Exons: 3
Coding region: 1-909 (302 amino acids)
Molecular function (GO): protein binding
Source: RefSeq, a predicted model, not a curated record
AUGAAGCGCAACACAUUCCUCGAACAGGAGCGAACCGACUUCGACAUGACCAUCGAAUGUAGUGGCCGAGUGUGGAAGCUUCAUCGUCGCUUUGCGGCGAAUUCCCUCUAUUUGCGCAGCAAGUUCAAUGUCGCCAACCCGCAACCGCACACCACAGUGGAAAUCGACAACAUCAACUUCACCAGCUGUCGCAUGGACCUCUACCUCCUAUGGCUCUAUACCGGCCGGUUCACGGUGCUGUCACGAUGGGUGGACGAGCUUUGGCGAGAAGACGACCUGGAAGGCAUUCUCGAGAUCCUGGUGCUGGCAACCGUCACACCUGGCGAAGACUACCUUUUCCGUCAAGCCCAGCAGGAAGUGGCCGAGCGGUUCGCGACCAAACUCUGGAUCCUGACCGACGCGGAUGCUCUCGACAGCGCCAACAAGACCCGCCACAGCGUCGACCAAUGCCUCGAGAUUCUUUUUGAACAGGAGACCAAAACCCAUCGGCUCGACCAGCUGAGGGAGGCGAUCAUGGUGGAAAUCUUCACCAAAGCAGGCCAACUGUUCCCCAAACACAAGUGGUUGGAAACCUGGAUCGGGCGAUCUCCUGCAUUCAAGGCCGUGUUUCGGGCUGUCCGACAGCAAUUACUGGAGAAAGGCCACAUCAUUCGCACUCAGAUUCCCGACGAUGGUGAUACCGAGCUGGCCGAUGCGCGCUGCGAAGAGUUUCACGACAUCUGGCUGGGAGAGGAACCUGUCCAGGACGCGACUUUUCCUUCUCCUCCACCAUCUGCUUCUGCGAGCGGAGGCCAGGAUGAGAAUGCACCACGAACCAAGGGCGCAAAGGUCUCUUUUGCUGAUGACGCCGUCGAGCAGUCGGCUGAUGAUCAGGCACCAUCCCAGCCUGGAGAGAGGGACGAGUGGUAG